Messenger RNA from Myotis lucifugus (little brown bat), 3197 nucleotides. It is a transcript of the gene PDE1B, whose product is annotated as phosphodiesterase 1B. Gene Ontology annotation, biological process: signal transduction. The record is from RefSeq and is a predicted model, not a curated record. Gene Ontology annotation, molecular function: 3',5'-cyclic-nucleotide phosphodiesterase activity. NCBI's taxonomy places the organism in Eukaryota, Metazoa, Chordata, Mammalia, Chiroptera, Vespertilionidae.
GCAGCGGCGGCGCGGAGAGCUGGGACCCGGAGCCCAGAGCUGGGCAGCGGGAGAGGAGCAGCCGCAGGAACUGCAGCUCUGCCAGCUUGGGCUGAGCCUAGAGAUACCGGCCUGGCUGGUCCACGCCAGCCGCAGACAGAGGCUGAGCAUGGAGCUGUCCCCUUGCAGCCCUCCCGAGAUGCUGGAGUCGGAUUGCCCGUCACCCCUGGAGCUGAAGUCAGCCCCCAGCAAGAAGAUGUGGAUCAAGCUUCGGUCUCUGCUACGCUACAUGGUGAAGCAGUUGGAGAAUGGGGAGGUCAACAUUGAGGAGCUGAAGAAAAACCUGGAGUACACAGCGUCCCUGCUGGAGGCCGUCUACAUAGACGAGACGCGGCAAAUCUUGGAAACGGAGGAUGAGCUUCAGGAGCUGCGGUCAGACGCUGUGCCUUCCGAGGUGCGGGACUGGCUGGCCUCCACCUUCACCCAGCAGACCCGAGCCAAAGGCCGCCGAGCGGAGGAGAAGCCCAAGUUCCGCAGCAUCGUGCACGCCGUGCAGGCUGGGAUCUUCGUGGAGCGGAUGUUCCGGAGAACGUACACCUCCGUGGGCCCCUCCUAUUCCACUGCGGUCCUCAACUGUCUCAAGAACCUGGACCUCUGGUGCUUUGAUGUCUUUUCCUUGAACCGGGCAGCCGAUGACCACGCUCUGAGGACCAUUGCAUUUGAGUUGCUGACGCGGCAUAACCUCAUCAGCCGCUUUAAGAUUCCCACUGUGUUUUUGAUGACUUUCCUGGAUGCUUUGGAGACAGGCUAUGGGAAAUACAAGAACCCUUACCACAACCAGAUCCACGCAGCUGACGUUACUCAGACAGUCCACUGCUUCUUGCUCCGCACAGGGAUGGUGCACUGCCUGUCAGAGAUUGAAGUCUUGGCCAUCAUCUUUGCAGCAGCCAUCCAUGACUAUGAGCACACAGGCACUACCAACAGCUUCCACAUCCAGACUAAGUCAGAAUGUGCCAUCCUGUACAAUGACCGCUCAGUGCUGGAGAAUCACCACAUCAGCUCUGUCUUCCGAAUGAUGCAGGACGACGAGAUGAACAUUUUCAUCAACCUCACCAAGGAUGAGUUUGUGGAGCUGCGGGCCCUGGUCAUCGAGAUGGUCUUGGCCACAGACAUGUCUUGCCAUUUCCAGCAAGUGAAGUCCAUGAAGACAGCCUUGCAGCAGCUGGAGAGGAUUGACAAGUCCAAGGCCCUGUCUCUACUGCUCCAUGCUGCAGACAUCAGCCAUCCGACCAAGCAGUGGUCAGUUCACAGCCGCUGGACCAAGGCUCUCAUGGAGGAAUUCUUUCGCCAGGGUGACAAGGAGGCAGAGCUGGGUCUGCCCUUCUCUCCGCUGUGUGACCGCACUUCCACUCUCGUGGCACAGUCCCAGAUUGGUGAGUAUCCUUUCUCGCAGGGAGGAGAGGAUUGCGAAGCGGAAAGAAUGCUGCGUGGGGCCUGGGCCAGGACUUCCCCACGUCCCCAACCUCAAAGCCAUUCUUCCCAUAGAGGCAAGCCUGCUUUGGGGGGGGGUGCUGCUUCUAGUUUUCAGUGGCGCCAGCCUUCUCUGGAUGUGGAAGUAGGAGACCCUAACCCUGAUGUGAUCAGCUUCCGCUCCACCUGGACCAAAUACAUUCAGGAGAACAAGCAGAAAUGGAAGGAACAGGCAGCAAGUGGCAUCACCAACCAGAUGUCCAUUGACGAGCUGUCCCCCUGUGAGGAGGAGGCCCCGCCCUCCCCUGCCCAAGAUGAACACAACCAGAAUGGGAAUCUGGACUAGCCUGGGGCUGGCCCAGGUCCUCAUUGAGUCCCAGUGUUAGAUGUCAUCAGCACCAUCCAUCGGGACUAGCUCCCCCAUCUGCUCCAAGGGAGCAUGAAGGUCGAGGAAGAGACAACCCACCCGAAGGCCAAAUGCCAGAGAAUGUGGGGUUGGGGAAGGGCCCCUCCCCACCCGACACCCACUGGGCCAUACUUUAAUCUCCCGGCAGCAAGACUGGGGAACUUCAGGCUCCCAAUGGUCACUGUGCCCAUCCCCCUGCCUCUGGACUCCCCCGUGGCCAGAUGGAUGUCUGGGGAAGGGGAGCUUCCUGCAGGCUCCCCAGGGUUUGGGGGGAGGGUCAGAGAUGCCAGCCCCCUGGACCCUCCCCCAUCCUUUUUGCCUCCAAGUUUCUAAGCAAUAAAUUUUGGGGGUUCCCUCAGCCCCCACCCCAGAUCUUAGCUGGAAGGUCUGGGUCCCCUUUUCCUACCCUGGGAGGGGCUGGAACAGGAGAGAAAGCUGGGGGGUUUCAGAGCCCUAUGCGUGGGGAGGGGAGUGGGCUUCUUCAGGGCAUGGUAUCAUUUCAGGGCCUGGGAAUGGGGGGUGAGCAGCCUCUUUACCCCAGACCUGCACUGCUUCAGCCCCAUCCCCAGCUCGACCCCUUACUUCUUCCCUCCUCCCAUUCGUCAUGGCAACUGGAGAAGAGGACCAGGGGCUGAGAGCAGGUCUUUCCUGGGGUCCUUAAGAGCUUGGGACUGGUCUGGGCCUGGGACAUGGAACCUGCCCUGGCUGAUGCCUGAGCCCUUUGCCUCCUUCCUCUCCCCUGGGCUGGAGGCUCCCAUCCGACCAAUGUCUGUAACGUGCUUUGAGUCUCCUCAGCAAAGCACCUUCAGGAUGCAUCUUACGAGCACAGGCAGGAGAGACCAGCUGGGUCAGGGUCAAGGGUGCAUGAUGGGGGUGAGGUAUAACCCAGUAAUACUGUGUUACCACCAGAGGAUCCCUCCCCUUCUCCAUUCCAGCACUGGCCCAGCUGCGGGCACCAAGAGGCCCCUCCUCUGUGACAGUGGGGAGGGGUGGGAGGAAGGCAGAUGGGGAGGGGCUCAGGGUACUGCUGUAAUGCCCUCUGAAGAGAGCCCCCCAGGCCCCCUGUCCCUUCCUCUCCUCAGGUUCCUCUCACCCCACCUUGUCCCAGGAAAGGCCCAAGUCCAGGUGACUGCCCUUCUUUCUCGUAAAUAUCAAUCAUGCAUCUGUACAGUGGGCCCUGUUCAUGUGAAGUCCAUAUCCAUGGUCUCUUAGACCUGCCACCCUGCCACCUGUCCCCCCUACCCCACCCCAAGUAGGGCAGAAACGCAUGUGACUCAUCCCUGCCCUCGGUCUCCCAGAACCCUGCUAUAUAGUCAGAGAUCAAUAAAGAAGGGAGACCAGG